Molecule: messenger RNA, 2315 nt
Organism: Tachysurus vachellii
Lineage: Eukaryota; Metazoa; Chordata; Actinopteri; Siluriformes; Bagridae
Gene: kifbp
Product: kinesin family binding protein
Exons: 7
Coding region: 38-1930 (630 amino acids)
Molecular function (GO): protein binding
Source: RefSeq, a predicted model, not a curated record
GUACGCUACUCGUCAUUAACGGCACUCGGAGUACAACAUGGCGUCCACCUACAGCCGAGAAUGGAGAGCGGUGUGCGAGAAAUUUCGCCGAGCCCAAGAUCUUUCCGAAAUCGAAUCGCGAAAUGAUCCAGAAAACGACCCUUUCCGAUCUAAAUACAAAGCCAGGGAGCUGUUAAAGGAGAUCCACUGUGCGGUUAAGAAUUUCGAGGUGGACGACGGUGAGAACGAGGGCCAGGAGGCGGACGGACAGAUUGGAGAAAUCGUGGACGGGGAGGCGAUAAACAGAGGAGUCAAUAAGGUCCAUGCGGGCGACUCAACAGCAGGACUCAGAGCAGCUAAACUCGGUGUGAUUGCCUAUCACCUUGGUGUGAACCAUAUCGAAACCGAGGAGCUUUCAGCUGGUGAAGAGUAUUUAACAAACUGUAUGAAAUCACUGGAUGAGUGCACGGUAACACGGGAAAACGUCUCUCUCAACAUACAAGUCUUGAACCAGCUUGGCAUCUUAUGGGCCGGACGAGACGAAUCCGAGACAGCUCAAGGCUUUUUAGAAACGGCUGAGUCAGUUUACGUUCGCUACAUGAAAGAGGAUGGCCAACCGCCUUUGGAUUUGAUAGAUUUCUUUGUGCUUGAAGAAGAUGCACCAUCCCAACAAGAGAAAAUAAGGAGAUUUGAAAUGGCGUACACGCACACACUUUAUUAUCUGGCUCAAGUGUAUAAAAAUAUGGGUCAGUAUGAGAGAGCAGGACAGUAUUGUCACAGCACAUUGCAGAGGCAGCUGAAGUUCAGCCCGUUUGUGCCAGUGGAUUGGGCCAUCAACGCUGCCACGCUGUCACAGUAUUAUAUUACCAAGUCACGAUACAUGGAGGGACGACACUGUUUGGCUGCAGCCAGUGUCAUCUCUGGCCUGGAGGAAAUCCCUUCAGAAGCUGCUGCCAAAGAAAGUGAAGCUGAAUGUGAAAAACGUGAGCAGUUGCUUCAGAAAAGAGCUGAAAUUGCAAGGUGCUGGAUCAAAUACUGCCUUAAUCUGUUACAAGAUGCGAGAAAGCUUCUGGAGGACAACAUUGGAGAGUUGGACCUGGACCGACAAGAAGAGCUGCAAAGAGCCAGACGAGAUGAGGAGGAAGAAGAGAAAGGAAAAAGGACAGCAUUUAUCUUUGAUUCUGCUGACACGUUCGAUUCCAUUUGCAGCCUGGAGGAGAAGGUGAACUGCCAAUUUCCAUUGAACUUCGAAGAAGCCCGGGCUGUAUUUCUGGUGGGUCAAAGCUAUGUGACGCAGGCCAAGGAGUAUUUUGAGAUAGAUGGUCACGUAACAGACCACACUGAGAUCAUCCAGGAUCACAGCGCUCUUUUUAAGGUCCUGGCCUUUUUUGAGGAGGACCUGGAGCGUCGAUGCAAGAUGCACAAGCGACGUGUGGACAUGCUUGAGCCCAUCUGCAAGGAGCUGAACGCUCAGUUCUACUUACUGAUCUGCCGCCAGUUGCAGUUCGAACUCGCUGAGACCUUCUAUGCAAUGAUGGACCUAAAACUGGCUGUGGCAGAAAAGCAGGACCAGCCAGAUGCACACACGAUAAAGAAGUUUAACCACUUAUGCUCAGAAUCCAUCAAAUACUUCCAGAUGUUCCUUGACUCUAUUCGCUCCCCAGAGGGCAAGUUUCCUGAAAAACUCGAAGAUGACGUGCUGAGACCGGCCCUGGUUGCUAAGUUUCGUAUUGCUCGACUUCAGUCCAAGAUCAUCUCAGGAAACCAGGCCACUCAACUGGAGAAUCUCAGCCUCUCGUUGGAGUCGUACAACUUUGUUGUGCAGUAUUGUGAGAUGCACCCAGAAGCCAGGAAAGCUGUGGAAAUCGAACUGGAGCUGAGUGAAGAAAUGGUGUCCCUUCUCCCUAUGAAGAUUAAAAGAAUAGAGAGUACAGUUGCUUCCUCCAGCUAAGCUGAAAUAGUGAUCACUUUGUAAAGAAAGUUACAGACUAUAAUAAGAGCUCACAUGGAAAUAAAACACUACACUUAUUCCACUUUAACUUUAAAGCAUUGUUACAGAACAGAAUAUACACUUAUAUCAGUCUUCAUGUUUGUCACAGCCUAUUUUCCCAGUCUGCUCUAGCUGUGCAUUAAUUCACUUUUGCUUGAACAAACCUUGGAGCAAACUAGCAUUGGGAGCCUUUUCCCUGUACCUUCUUGGCUAAACUGCAUGAUUAUCACUAAUUUAUUUAAUGGUACAGUACAUUGACAUGUCUAUCACAUCAUGCUCAAUGCUAAAUAUGAUAUAACUGUUAAAUGCAUUUAUGCUUAAUAAAUAAAUCUAUUUGUUAACAAUA